UUCCGCCGACUCUCUUCUACAUCUACUGUGGUGCUUGCUCUACAUGGUGGCCUGUUAUGGUGCUCUACAUUGCCUGUUUGUGGUGCUCUACAUGGUGGCCUGUCUGUGGUGCUCUACAUGGCCUUUUGUUCUCUACAUGGUGGCUUGUUCAAUAUGCUUUUGCUCUUCAUGCUCCUCAUGCUGUAUGGAUGCUUCAAUUGCUGUUGAGUAUUUUUUUCUGAAAUUUU
Molecule: messenger RNA, 227 nt
Organism: Meloidogyne enterolobii
Lineage: Eukaryota; Metazoa; Nematoda; Chromadorea; Rhabditida; Meloidogynidae
Source: the annotation of a GenBank genome assembly